This is a messenger RNA of Rubroshorea leprosula, 432 nucleotides long. The record is from the annotation of a GenBank genome assembly. NCBI's taxonomy places the organism in Eukaryota, Viridiplantae, Streptophyta, Magnoliopsida, Malvales, Dipterocarpaceae.
AUAUUCCCUGCUAACAAGGGAGACAAAAUCAGUUAUUUUUGUAAAUUGAAGCCACAAUUAGAAUGAAAACAAUCAGAAACGAUAUUUUUCAACGCAGUGGGUAAAAGCAGUCACGAGACUCAUAACUCUGUCCUGCUGGUCCAGCAUAAAGCAUUGCCUACCACAAACCUCUUCAUUUGCUUCAGAAGAGAGCUUCAUCCAUGGACCAAUCUUUGGGCAGAGGAAAGGGUACCAUAGGUCCAACAAUGUCAGAAUUUAAACUAGGAAUCCAAUUUCGAAUUAGUCUUUGUAGCAGCUUUGCAACCAAACCAAUCGAAGACAAGGCCAACCUACCUAUGGAAGAAGAUCUAACCUAGCAUAUGACAAGGCCAGGUAAUUUCAAAGUCAUGAGAAAUGUAUCUGUUCACUUUCAAAGAAAAUGGGUCUAUUCUC